Molecule: messenger RNA, 2379 nt
Organism: Saprolegnia diclina VS20
Lineage: Eukaryota; Oomycota; Saprolegniomycetes; Saprolegniales; Saprolegniaceae
Exons: 5
Coding region: 1-2379 (792 amino acids)
Biological process (GO): glucan catabolic process
Molecular function (GO): beta-glucosidase activity
Source: RefSeq, a predicted model, not a curated record
AUGAAGCUGUACCUCCCGCUGGCACUCGUCGCGGCGGUCGCGGUCGCCCAAGACUUUGACGCGCAGGCCGAGGCCAUCGUCGCCAAGAUGACGCCAUCGCAGUGGAUCGGCCAAAUGGCCCAAGCCAACAUCGGCGUCAUCCUCGGCUCGGACGGUCAGCUCAGCGUCAACGCCGUCACGCAGUGCGCCAAAGCCGGCGUCGGUUCGUUCCUCAACGGCGCGAUGCCGGCGGCCAAGUGGCGCGCCAUGAUCACGCAGAUCCAAGCCAUUUACAAGGCCAACAACGCGCCGCCCGCGCUCUACGGCCUCGACAGCGUCCACGGCGCCAACUACGUCAACGACGCUAUUCUGUCGCCGCAGCAGAUCAAUAAGGGCGCGACGUUCAACGCCAAGAUCGUCCAAGACUCGGCGUUCAUCACAGCGCGCGACACGUCGGCGGGCGGCGUCAACUGGGUCUUUGCGCCGGGUCUUGACGUCACCAACCACAAGCGCUGGUCGCGCGUGUACGAGACGUUCGGCGAGGACCCGUACUUGGCGUCCGAGCUUGGAAUUGCCGCCGUCAACGGCAUCCAGUCCGUGCCGGGGGUUGCGGCCGCCGUCAAGCACUUUAUCGGGUACGGCGCCACAUCCUCGGGCGACGACCGCGCGCCGGCCUACCUGGACGACUACCAGCUGCUCAACUACCACGCGCCGCCGUUCAUUGCGGCCAUCCAGAGCGCCAACGCGCUCUCGGUCAUGGCGAGCUACGUCUCGGUCAACGGCGUGCCCAUGGUCGCCAACAGCCGCUUGACCAACGACUUGCUCCGGAGCGACAUUGGCUUCAACGGGCUGCUGCUCACCGACUGGGAAGACAUUUACAACCUCAACUACGUCCACAAGCUCGUGAGCAACAACCAAGACGCGGUCGCCAUGUCCAUGUCCAAGUCGUCUGUGGACAUGAGCAUGAUUCCCAACGACCUGAGCUUCAUCGGAUACGCGCAAAAUCUUUUGAACGCCGGCACGAUUGCAGCGUCGCGGUACCGUGCGUCGGCCAAGCGCAUCAUCAAGAUGAAGCUGCAGCUCGGCUUGUUCGAGACGCCCGUGCCCGGCGCCAACAACGUCAACCUCGUGGGCGGGGCGUCCGACCGUCAAGCGUCGCUCGAGCUCGCGCGCGAGUCGAUCGUGCUGCUCAAGAACAAGGACAGAGUGUUGCCGAUCCGCAGCAACGCGAGUGUGUUUGUCACGGGCCCGGCCCACGACAACAUUGGCUACCUCUGCGGCGGCUGGACGUGGGAGUGGCAGGGCGUCUCCGGAAACGCCAAGUUCCCCGGCAGCCAAAGUGUGCUAUCGGCGUUCCAAAGCCUCGUCGCCGCCAACGGCGGCAAGGUCACGUCGCUUCAGGGCGUCGACAUCAACGGUGGCACGACCGACUCACUCGCCGACGCCAAGGCCAAGGCCGGCGCGGCCGACUACACGGUCAUCGUCGUGGGCGAGACGCCGUACGCGGAAAUGGUCGGCAACGUUCCUGACGCAGCGCUGCCGGCCGGCCAGCUCCAGUACAUUCGCGACAUUGCCUCCACCGGCACCAAAGUCAUCCUCGUGCUCGUCGAAGGUCGCCCGCGCCUCCUCAACGGUGUCGCCGACGUCGUCCACGCUGUCAUUGACGCGAUGCUGCCGUGCCACAUGGGCGGCCAGGCCAUCGCCGAGAUCAUCCUCGGCCUCACCAACCCCAGCGGCCGUCUCAGCAUGACGUACCCCAAGGACCAGACCAAAGACAACAUGGUGACGCCGUACUUCCAGCGCAAGAACGGCGUGUGCGUGCUCACAGGCGCGGCGUGUCCCGCCGAGUGGGAGUUUGGCACCGGUCUGAGCUACACGACGUUCAGCUACACCAACUUUGCGCUGAGCGGCAACCAGCUCAACACAUCGGCCGAGUCGCUGACGGCGAGCGUCGUCGUGACCAACACGGGCACAAUGGCCGGGAAGGAAGCGGUCUUGCUCUUUCUGAGCCAAGGUGCGCGUACGUCCGGGACGCCCGAGACCAAGAUGCUCAAGAAGUUUACCAAAGUGUCGCUCUCGCCCGGGCAGUCGACGACGGUGACGUUCUCGAUUGGCUUCAACGACUUUGCGAUCUACAGCGGUGGCAUUGGGUCGGGCUUGCUCAAGUCGGCCGAGGCAGGUGCCUACUACGUGGGCGUCAAGCCCGAGACGGUUUGCGAUGCCAAUACGAUUGGACCGCUCUGCCAGUCGUUCAACUACGGUGCGGUGGCGGCCACGAUUCCUCUCUCGCUCUUUGCCAAGACGACCGGCAAGAUCGUGGGCGCGACCGACUGGGACACGUUCAUGUACGCGCCGCCGACGGGUGCGACGCCGGUCAACCAGCAGCUCGACUCCGAGUGA